Messenger RNA from Gigantopelta aegis, 2648 nucleotides. RefSeq names its product clathrin heavy chain-like. Lineage: Eukaryota; Metazoa; Mollusca; Gastropoda; Neomphalida; Peltospiridae. Gene Ontology annotation, biological process: intracellular protein transport; receptor-mediated endocytosis. Gene Ontology annotation, molecular function: structural molecule activity; clathrin light chain binding. The record is from RefSeq and is a predicted model, not a curated record. The transcript is spliced from 9 exons. Gene Ontology annotation, cellular component: clathrin coat of coated pit; clathrin coat of trans-Golgi network vesicle; clathrin complex. The coding region runs from base 107 to 1225 and encodes 372 amino acids.
UUUUAGUGGGACAGAAAAGUUGAUUUUUAACUUUAAAAACUAUGUCAUUUGACAAAAGAUGUAUGUUUGUUAUUUUCUGUUGUUAUAAAGGAGACGUUGGAAAAUAAUGCAGACAGCAGAAAAACACCCACCAAUUAAUGUUAAUGAUGUUUUUCAGUUGACAAAUAUCGGCAUUCCUAGUAAUGAGGUCACAUGGUCCCGGGUGUCAAUGCUUUCCGACCGGUGGAUUUGUGUUCGACAUUCUAAAAACAACGAUCCCAAAACCAAGGCUUCUACUUCUACGCUGACUGUGGUGAAUCUGAAGAAGGACUGUGAGUAUACGUCGUACGAUGGCGGGAUGACCGACUCAGUUCUUAUGCAUCCGUCCGAGCCAAUAAUAGCACUCAAAGCUUUCAUGAAGUUUGAAGUGUUUAACUUGGACACAAAGACGUUGAUCAGUAAAACGACCCAUCACGAGCAGGUCCUCUUCUGGACAUGGCUCAACUCGGACAUCAUCGGCAUAGUGACCGACAUGGCUGUUUAUCACUGGUCACUCUGGCAAGAGGACUCUUCUCCGGAGAAAAUAUUUAACCGACACAGUCGUCUGGAAUUCACUGAGAUUGUGUCCUACCAAGCCGAUCCUACACUCAAAUGGUUGGCGCUCACUGGCAUGUCACCAGAGGAAGACCGGAUCUCAGGAAUCACUCAGCUGUACAGUGUGGACGAAGAAAUAACACAGUGUAUCAACUCUCACGCUGUUUGCUUUGCCCUGUACAAAUUCUGCGACAACCUCUACCCAUCGACAACCUUCUGUGUGGGGUCCAGAGACAGUCAAGACCAUGGAAAGGUCCAUGUGAUAGAAUUGCGUCCAUACCACAAGGGGAACUUUGCUCCAAGGAGUAGUUACGAUCACGUACAGUUCCGAGAUGACUACGACAAAUACGAUUUUCCCAUCUCCCUCCAGGUGUCUAGCAAAUAUGGCCUGUUGUUUAUGAUCACCAAAUACAGUUAUCUGUACAUCUGUGACAUGGAAACUGCCGUCUGCCUCUCCUGUACACGGAUUAUCAUGGACAUCAUCUUUGCAGUAACCCUUAACACUAAAACACAGAGUAUUUUAGGAAUCACCCGAAGUGGGCAGGUGAUCUCUGUCGAUCUCAGAAAGGACAAUCUCCUCUCAAACCUCCGUGAUACAGCAAAGUUGUCCAGUCAAGUGACGCGCUUAGAGAAGGCAAUACUGAACAGUUAGUACUGGAGAAAACAGUAUCUUUAUGGUGUUCGAGAAUUAUCAGCAAAUGCAUCUGGCCAUGCCAGACCUAAUGGCAGAUGCUGCUUACUUCUUAUUACUAUUAUAUACAAGUUUACAGGGUGAAUAGUUCUAGCUGCUUGGCAGAACAUUGGUAUAUUAGCAUGAUGCAGCCAGUAUCUUAAGGCAGUUGUGUUCUAUCUAGUCAGAGAGCUGUAGGCUUUUUAAACGUUUAUGACUUUUUCACUCUAAAACCAUGAGUUGGUGUUUUGAAAAAGAUAAUUAUUAGUGAUUUAUACGAUGUAUUCGAAACUGUCCUGGUGCAGGGAACGUGUUCCUAAACGUUUCAAAGAAGUGAAAACAUGUUCGGGAAUGUGUUCCCGUUCUCAAACCACACACUACCUCGACUGGUGGUGUUACAAGAACACGUUCUCAUCCAUUCGCGAAAUCAUGCAGUUUCAAAUAUACGGAUUAUGUUGUUGUUUUGAAAAUCUAAAACAGGUGAUCACGAAAGUACAGGAGAUGAAAUACCUAUUACAAAGUAGAAUUCUAACUAAUAAGUCGCAAACAUAUGUGAAUACACCUCGUUGAUUACCUGCAGUAAUUGCUGGUAGCCACUAUAAGCAAGAACUGAUUAUAUGUGCCAGGGAUAUUUGCGUAUGUGUGAACAUAAUUAUGUCACUAUAUAAUAGAAUGCAAUUAUUAAAUUUAAUGUAAUUUAACACUUCAAGGCCUACACCUUCACUUUGCCUACAUUUCUAAGGAAAAUAAAAAUGUUUUUAUUUUUCAAAAUGUUCUAUCAAAGAAGGUAAAUAUUUUAAUACUUUUCAAUAUUAGACCUAAAUAUUUUGAUAUCCUGUAAAUGACAGGAUAAACCGUAAAGAUAUUUAUAUCCUUUCAUUACCAGGAUACUGACAGUAUAAACCCAAUAAGUGUUGAUAUUAUUUUCAUUGACAAAAUUCUUUCAAAGUAAACCUUUUAAUUGAUAGGAUGCGGAUAGGAUAAACCUAAUAGAUGAUGAUAUCCUCAUGUUGUGAAUGCUUAAGUAUAUCUUUGCCUUUGAUUUGAUAAAUGCAUUAUUGCAUGUUGAUAGUUAUUAUUUCAUGGAAGCUGCAGUUAAUACAUGUAGGUAUUUUGUGGGUAACAAUUAAAAAAUAUUAAUCACAUAAUCUUUGUGCUAAAAAUGCCAAAUGUUAAUGGGACAUAUGGUAAUUUCUCCCAUCUCUAGCCAUGCAAGACAGACCUUUUCCAUGAUGUCAGCCAAUGUGGAGUAAAUCUGUCUUGGGCUAUGACAUCAUUGAAUUUAACAUGGGGGAGUAUUACAGCGUUGGUAAUAUAUGACAUAUCAAUGUGAGUUGGUUAGUUUUAGAUUAAUAUUUUGUUAUUAAAACCUUCAUUAUAAAACCUAUCUUGUUAAUUUGUAGUG